AAACCCUCAGAGGCACAUUAUUACUUAUUUCUUUUAUCAAUGCAUCUGACAGCUGAUUCUUUAAAAAUUGUAUUGAUUGAGUUAGUGUCUAAAAUGUCAAAAAGUUGUGAAAAAGUCUGCUGUUAUGUGUCAAAGCCCCCAAAUAACACAUUCUAGCAAACAUUAAUCUUUGGAACAUUGGAGUGAUCUUUUUUUUCAUGACUAUUAAAAAAACAAAAACAAACAAACAAACAAACAAACAAAAAACAUUUUAUCUGAGGACAUGAUGUGGGUGUUGAGGGUCAGCGGGGGCCUCAGCAGGUCGAUUCAGUUUGAGGACAUCAGUGAUCAUGGUGUUAUGGCCAUAAACUUCCCUGUCCCAUAUGGUGACGAUGUUCAGCUGUCCACAUACUUUUGGUCACGUAGUGUUCCGGUUAGAGAAGGAGCAGAAGGCGGAGAGGCGCCGCCCUCCAGGACGCACCGGGAGCAGCAGUUUGGAACUGAGCCGGUAAGCCAGACAAACGCUCCUCCUGCUGCUGCUUCUAAACUUUCACCAGGAUUUUUUUCUUUGUUCUUGUCUUUCUUGGUCCUCUCUCUCGUCCUGCUGGCUCGGGUUAGUUGCAGCAACAGAAAAAGGAGCGCGAACCUCGGAAAGUUUGGUUUCACGUUCAGACAUAGGACGGAGCCGGAGAGGAGAGCCGUUCCUGCUGCGGACUCACGGCGGGGUCUUCAACUUUUAGAGCGGCUCCAAACCAGCGGCGGGGACAGUUUGGCAAAGGUCGCGGCGCAACUCCGGUGAGCGGCUCGGUGCUCUGAGCUGCUCCUCGGUGACACUUACGAGUUUGUGAGACAGCAGCAGACUAAAAGUGUUGAGCAGUUACAUAAGAGACACAAAGACGACAUAAAUCGUGCCCGGGAGCCCCCGCGGUCAGAGCACACACGGAUCCGGACUUGUGCUCUGCGCGCAAAUGUGGAACUGAGUUGAGCAGAGAGAGAGAGCAGGACUGCGGUGCUCUUCUGGUUUUGACUGAGUGAAAAUGAAACUUUGGGACAGUUGGUCCUAUUGGCCGCGGAUUUGGAAGAAUUUAAUUGUCUUUGUGGUAAAACCGUCGCCGUGAAGAUUUAUUCGUUCUCACAUGAAGUAGUGAUUCAUGCAGCGGUGCGGCAGUAUAAAAUGGAUUCUUAUCAGUCUGCCUGUUGGGAAAUAAGAAGUUAAGCGGGAGAAUGAAGCCAGUAAUCACUGAUCAUUGAGUAUCGAUCUCCUCUGCGGAUCUAAACUCAAUACAUUUGAUUUGGUCUUGAACAUCCGGAGCCGCAGAGUGGUUCAUGUGUUCUGGUUCUCCGGCCUGCGGGUCACAACGCGCUCAGAGCUGAGGAGAAGACACGCGAAUGUUCGCCGGGAGGCAGCGCGCCGCGCCCCUGCACAUGGAGCUCUCCGGGCGGCCGCUGCUGCUGCUGCUGCUCGGCCUGCUGCUGCUGCCACUCUGCGCCGCUGUCACCGACGACCGCAUCAUCUCCGACCGGUACGCAGUCUACUGGAACAGCUCCAACCCCAGGUUUUUUCGGGGCGAGUACACGGUGGAGGUGGCAAUCAACGACUACCUGGACAUCUACUGUCCUCACUACGAGGGGGCGGGGGCGGCAGAGCGCAUGGAGCACUACGUACUGUACAUGGUCAACUACGAUGGAUACAUGACCUGCGACCACCACAGGAAGGGCUUCAAACGCUGGGAGUGUAACCGACCACAAAGCCCCAACGGACCGCUCAAGUUCUCUGAGAAGUUUCAGCUGUUCACGCCCUUCAGCCUGGGCUUUGAGUUCAGACCAGGACAUGAGUACUACUACAUCUCGUCGCCACAUCCAAACCUUGCUGGAAAACCCUGUCUGAAGCUCAAAAUCUACGUCAAACCAACCAAUGACUCAGUGUACGAGUCUCCGGAGCCCUUCCUGACAGACGACACCACUGGCGGCUGCAGCCUCAUUCUGCCCUCCGCCAUGUUGCUCACCCUCCUCCUCAUCCUCCUCCUCGCCUCCUCAUAGCACCUCCUCCUGUUCCUGUACUUCUUCUUUCAGAUGGGCCGAGCUCUGUCCUCCUCCCACUGCUCUGAGGACAAACUGAGGCAGGGAACUAAUCCAGCACUGUCACCUCCAGCCUUCACUAGAGCGCCGCUCAGCAGCUCCACCAAUCAGAGGAGGCUGAGGUUUAUGGUGGGAGGAGCUUGGAGCUGCAUAUCUCCUUCACAUGGAGUUUCUGGGAUCAUCUCUGCUCUGUUAAAAUGUUUCUUUUAAAGUGUUAAAACUGUGUUACAGAUCAACAAGUUGACUGUUCCUCAACUGCCCUGUUAGAGUUUCUGGUUUCUGGUACGUGGGAUAUAAUGCCUGCUUUUAUGUUGUAAAGACUCUAAGGAUGAUAUACUGCCUUUUGAGUGCCAGAGAUUGUUUGAAAAUUGGGUUUGUUUUUUGCUUUUUGUUUUUUAAAUUCCGUUGCUGAAAUGAUGUGCCGAGUUUCAGGUCUGAUGCCAAAACUAAACUUUUCCUAUUAUAAAAGCAUUUUUCUACAUUUUUUUUAAAUUUCAGCCAAACCUAAAGACCAUACCAGUGGUUUACCAUGUUUUUAGCUGGUUAAAAAAAUCAUUGUAGAUUUGUAGCUAUAUUGCAUGUAGAACUUUCUGACUUGUGUACACAAAGAGCUGUAUAGAUGCAUAGCAAACAAACUGCUUUAUGCUCUGACAAAACUAUAGUCUUUUUCUCCGUUGUGACGCACAAGUUUUUGAUGUAAAGUCUUGUCUAAAACAUUGCAUAAGAUCUGAAUGAAGAUGGGGGGUGUUUUAAUGACCUUUUUCAAUUCCCUCACUAUGUUGUUGAGUUGUUUUAUGAAAAAAAAAAAAGAAAAUUAUAGGAACUAAGUGAAAAAUAUUUGAGUUGAUCAGAAAGGAAAAUCUGUUUAUUUUACAGGCCCAUCUAUAGAAGACCUAGAACGCACAGCCGCUCAAAGUCAGGAAGAAUCCACAUGAAGAGUUUAAGUUGUGUAACCAACGGACACUGACAUCAGUUCAUUAACCAUUUUUUACCAACAUGGUAGAUGAUUUAGUACUUUUCUCCUGAAAAGUGGAAUACAACAAGCAGGUAGGACUUUUUGGAAACAUAUUGUAAUGAACAACUAGAGAGCAGCUAAUUUUUAAAUAAUCAAACAGGAAAAUACAGCAGCCAUUUAAACAGUAUAAAUAUACAUACAACAGAGUCAUUUUCAUGUAUUUUUUCAAGUGCUCCAGGCAGCUGAAUAUUUCCAUUCAUGUUAGUAUAAAGUGAAAAUCAUUCAGCAAACUCUUGAACAUCAGGUGAACAUCAGGUCUCUAAUGAUCUGGGGUGAGUGUCAAAUCAAUGUACACAUAACCUGCUUCAUCCUGCCGCAAUAAUGAUAACAAUAAAUGCAGGCAUUAAAAUAUACACAGAACACCUGCAGUCCUAAAGCCUUAACAUCUUUUUUUGCACCUCUUAUAUCUUGCAGUUAAUAUUUUGCACAAGAUACUGUACAAACAGAUUAUUAUCUUGUCGCAAGCCAUGAAAACAAUCCUGUUUCCAGACUUUAUUAGGGAUAAAUAAUUUGGAGUUAAGCAGCUGAAUCUUGCUAAAACACUGAUGUGGUCUUUGAAUAUGACACAGAAAAAUUAUUUAAAUCAGGAAAUAUUUGCGAAAUGAGACUGUCGAUCAGAGAAAUUAUCAUUGUGUGAUUGAUUGUAUUUAAUAGAUAUAAAUCAAAGCAUCUUUACACACACCGAAAGUGGUAAAAAAAACAAACAGUGUCAUGACAGUCUCCUGUGCAGAAACGCUGUACGUCUGAAACAUGGCAGUCAGUGGAACUUUGAAGACGCUUCUGUCUGUUUCUCUGGGAGGCUAUAGAUAAAAGAUGCUGUUACGCUGACAUACAUCAGCUGAAUAAAACAAAGACUGAACUCAUUGGGACAAUUAUCAUAUUCAGUAUUUCAUCCUCAGCAUUCAGCACAGCUCUGGAGUUCUUCAUCAACACACAGAACGUCGCCUGGUCUGCAAGAACACCAGCACAGAUUGGCAGACUUACUCAGAUGAUCCCAGCAGCAUGGACAGCAGCUCUGCAGUGACUCGUGUCAGCCCAGUUAGUUUUAUCUCCCAGACCUCUUCACUGAUAACAGUCACAGAAACAAGCUAUAGCAGCCAUGUAAAGACAUCAGAGUGAAUCUAUGAGACAAACAAAACUAAAAAGAGUCACGUCACAUUAAAACGUGUGACUGGGAUGUCACUGGUCAACUUGUUUAAUUAAACAAUUUAUAAUUAAUAAUAAUUUUGUCAAAAAGUUCUCAUACACAUCUAGCUUCAGUGUCUAGACUCCAGAGUGAUACUUUAAAGUGCUUCAGACAUUCAUUUUAUAGAUCUAAUCUGCCCUGUGACACACUGACACAGCCAGUGUCGGCUAGCACCGUGUCCAGCCUCCUACACCCCUAUGCAGGACACAGCAGGUACAGCUAAAAGAUGGAUGAAUCAGUAAAAUCCCAGCUUUUGUAAUCUGAAUAUUUGGAUAUUGUGACUGAUUUCUGUGACAACAGUCUUCAUCAUCAGUGAUUAAAAUCAAAUAGUCAUCAGAGAGGAGCAUUCUCUCGAGCCCACCUUCAUCCCUGCAGCAGCACAUGUCUUUUCGGUCUCUAUUCAGCCUUUUGAUUCUUUAAAUCUGCCAAAGACUCUUGUUAAACUUUUGUAUUGGAUGCUUCUUCAGGGGCGGGGGGGGGUGUAAAGUCAUUCAGCAGCUAGGGGUCUUCUUGACCCCGCCUACUUUGAAAAUAGGGGUGGGGUCACUAGAAGGGGAGGAGUCUUUUAUUUUAUUCUUUUUUUAAAAUUGUGUCAUUUGUUGUGAGUGUAAUACGAAUGUUAUGCGCAAAAUACAAACCAAUCAAACAUGGCCUUUUCCCCCCACUGGUGCUGAAUUUUUAAUGACUGAAAAACAGCGACACUGUGUGGUCAAGGUGAAGCUUAUCAUCAAAUUCCACACUUUUUUGUUCUCUUCAUCUCUUCAUGCUACCCCUCCAUCUCUGCUGAUGGAGGGAGAGUGUGUCCUUGUGAGUGGAUGAGCAGGGACAUGCUGGGAAAUGCAGUAUAUAUACUGAAAGCACUGUGACGGAGGACAGAUGGACGAUGUAGCAUUGGACUCCUGUGGAGAACGACGAAAACAAACUGGCGUCAAUGUUUCCAUGUCGGUAUGAAAAGAAUGAAAAUUGAACUUUUUUGUUUUAUGUUUGUGCCGUUUUUUAUGUUUUAAAAAAUGCAGGAGAAAAUUCAUAUAAGAUAUGAAUUCAUUAGCAGAGUUAUGAAGGAAUCAAUCUGUUUGUUGUUGUUGUUGCUGUUGUUGUUGUUUUCUCCCCCUUUUUUGUUCCUGCUUGCAUCACAAUGCAUUCUGGUCCCUGUAGUCUUGUCCGUCCAUGGUUGUCUGGCUCUUCAUAUUUCUCUUCAUUGAUUUCUGUGUGGAUAGAAUCAGUUUUUAAUCACAUAAGAAAAGUUUAAGAAGGAAGGAAAAUUUAAAGAAAAAAAAAGUUCUGCUGGUGGUUGUGUGAGUGAGGGUUAGACCACCUUGUUGUCUCUGGUUUACAGUGUUUCUGAAAAGAAAUUGUUUUUCUACAUCCAAAUGUCUGCAUAUUCUAUUCUUUGAACAACAAAAAAAUAUGUUUUGUAUAUUUUCAUAUUGGAUUCCUAUAGAAUCCUGUUGUAAAGAAUGCAUUUAUCUGAUUGGCUAAAGCACUAACAAGGGGUCAGAGGUCAUCAGGACAUUUUCUUUUCCUGCGCUGCAUGAGCAGGAAAAAUACAACUUUAAAAUACAUUUACUUAAUUAACUUUGAAGAGGAUUUCAGAAAGAAAAUGUUAAGAAGUGUACGAAUCUGUGUUUGAUAAAUUCACCACCAAUAAAGACAAAAAGUUCCACUAAAGACA
Molecule: messenger RNA, 5931 nt
Organism: Stegastes partitus (bicolor damselfish)
Lineage: Eukaryota; Metazoa; Chordata; Actinopteri; Pomacentridae
Product: ephrin-A2-like
Exons: 4
Coding region: 1369-2019 (216 amino acids)
Biological process (GO): osteoclast differentiation; axon guidance; ephrin receptor signaling pathway
Cellular component (GO): plasma membrane
Molecular function (GO): ephrin receptor binding
Source: RefSeq, a predicted model, not a curated record